AUGUGUGAUCAUGUGGAGCAAAACCAACUGAAAAUCGGUAUACCAGUAUCAGUUCUGGUACGACAAUUACUACUGUGCACAACAAACGUAUCGUUCUCCUUCCUUGGUUGGGCUUACAGACAAAUUGACGGUGUCGCAAUCGGAACUCCAUUGAGCCCCAUUCUGGCACAUAUGUUUUUGGCUCAUCUUGAGGAAAAGGCGAGCAAAAUCCUCGAACGUUCACAACUUUACAAACGAUACGUUGAUCAUGUUCUAGUCAUCACAAUAAGUCUAGAAGAGACAACAUGGAUUAUGGACAAACUCGAUCGCCUGCAUCCGAAUAUACGAUUUACGAUGGAAACAGAAAUCGAAGAUACACUGCACUUCCUCGACAUUAAAAUGACUAGGAAUAAUGAUGGAACAAUGGCCAGAUCUGUUUACCGAAAAGAAACCUGGACAGGCCAAUGCUUGCAAUUUGACAGCUUUGUGUCUGUGGAAUAUGAACGUGGUCUGGUCCGAACACUAUUUCAAACAGCACGACAUAUCUGCACAGAAGACAUGAUUGACAACGAACUACGACAGCUGAAAGAAUCUUUGACUAGAAACGCUUAUCCCGAUGCGUUUAUCGAAAAGCACAGCAAGCCUAAAUUGAUCAGACAAACGAAUUGUUCAGCAGAAAAACUACUAGUCACCAUUUGUCUUCCAUUCAUACGUGAUGACAUCAAUUGCUUGCUCAAACGACCACUUGGAUCAGCGCUUGCCCAAAACAAAUAUUAUGCACCUGACCUCAGAAUUAUUCAUCGAACGAUUGAGAUCCCCACACCCUCGGUGAAACAACGUCCACCAAUGUACACCAAAUCGAAUCUGAUUUACCAAUUUCAGUGUAGUUGCGAAGCAACCUACUUGGGUCGAACAGAGCGCCAGUUACGUAACCGAGUGAUUGAAUAUAUUCCAAAUUGGGUACAACGUUUUGUGAUGCAAUCAGGGUCAGAUCAAAGGCAUAAUGACAACGUUCGAAACCAUAAGAUCCCGUCGUCGGCUGUCGGCCGUCGGCCGUCGGCCGUCGCUCGUCAUCUUCUGAUGACGCAACAUCCAGCUGACCGAAGCACUGCGUUUCGGGUCAUUUACGUGGCAAAGAAUACCAGGCUUUUGAGACAAAUUGACGGUGUCGCAAUCCGAACUCCAUUGAGCCCCAUUCUGGCACAUAUGUUUUUGGCUCAUCUUGAGGAAAAGGCGAGCAAAAUCCUCGAACGUUCACAACUUUACAAACGAUACGUUGAUCAUGUUCUAGUCAUCACAAUAAGUCUAGAAGAGACAACAUGGAUUAUGGACAAACUCGAUCGCCUGCAUCCGAAUAUACGAUUUACGAUGGAAACAGAAAUCGAAGAUACACUGCACUUCCUCGACAUUAAAAUCACUAGGAAUAAUGAUGGAACAAUGGCCAGAUCUGUUUACCGAAAAGAAACCUGGACAGGCCAAUGCUUGCAAUUUGACAGCUUUGUGUCUGUGGAAUAUGAACGUGGUCUGGUCCGAACACUAUUUCAAACAGCACGACAUAUCUGCACAGAAGACAUGAUUGACAACGAACUACGACAGCUGAAAGAAUCUUUGACUAGAAACGCUUAUCCCGAUGCGUUUAUCGAAAAGCACAGCAAGCCUAAAUUGAUCAGACAAACGAAUUGUUCAGCAGAAAAACUACUAGUCACCAUUUGUCUUCCAUUCAUACGUGAUGACAUCAAUUGCUUGCUCAAACGACCACUUGGAUCAGCGCUUGCCAAAAACAAAUAUUAUGCACCUGACCUCAGAAUUAUUCAUCGAACGAUUGAGAUCCCCACACCCUCGGUGAAACAACGUCCACCAAUGUACACCAAAUCGAAUCUGAUUUACCAAUUUCAGUGUAGUUGCGGAGCAACCUACUUGGGUCGAACAGAGCGCCAGUUACGUAACCGAGUGAUUGAAUAUAUUCCAAAUUGGGUACAACGUUUUGUGAUGCAAUCAGGGUCAGAUCAAAGGCAUAAUGACAACGUUCGAAACCAUAAGAUCCCGUCGUCGGCUGUCGGCCGUCGGCCGUCGGCCGUCGCUCGUCAUCUUCUGAUGACGCAACAUCCAGCUGACCGAACCACUGCGUUUCGGGUCAUUUACGUGGCAAAGAAUACCAGGCUUUUGAGACAAAUUGACGGUGUCGCAAUCGGAACUCCAUUGAGCCCCAUUCUGGCACAUAUGUUUUUGGCUCAUCUUGAGGAAAAGGCGAGCAAAAUCCUCGAACGUUCACAACUUUAUAAACGAUACGUUGAUCAUGUUCUAGUCAUCACAAUAAGUCUAGAAGAGACAACAUGGAUUAUGGAUAAACUCGAUCGCCUGCAUCCGAAUAUACGAUUUACGAUGGAAAAAGAAAUCGAAGAUACACUGCACUUCCUCGACAUUAAAAUGACUAGGAAUAAUGAUGGAACAAUGGCCAGAUCUGUUUACCGAAAAGAAACUUGGACAGGCCAAUGCUUGCAAUUUGACAGCUUUGUGUCUGUGGAAUAUGAACGUGGUCUGGUCCGAACACUAUUUCAAACAGCACGACAUAUCUGCACAGAAGACAUGAUUGACAACGAACUACGACAGCUGAAAGAAUCUUUGACUAGGAACGCUUAUCCCGAUGCGUUUAUCGAAAAGCACAGCAAGCCUAAAUUGAUCAGACAAACGAAUUGUUCAGCAGAAAAACUACUAGUCACCAUUUGUCUUCCAUUCAUACGUGAUGACAUCAAUUGCUUGCUCAAACGACCACUUGGAUCAGCGCUUGCCAAAAACAAAUAUUAUGCACCUGACCUCAGAAUUAUUCAUCGAACGAUUGAGAUCCCCACACCCUCGGUGAAACAACGUCCACCAAUGUACACCAAAUCGAAUCUGAUUUACCAAUUUCAGUGUAGUUGCGGAGCAACCUACUUGGGUCGAACAGAGCGCCAGUUACGUAACCGAGUGAUUGAAUAUAUUCCAAAUUGGGUACAACGUUUUGUGAUGCAAUCAGGGUCAGAUCAAAGGCAUAAUGACAACGUUCGAAACCAUAAGAUCCCGUCGUCGGCUGUCGGCCGUCGGCCGUCGGCCGUCGCUCGUCAUCUUCUGAUGACGCAACAUCCAGCUGACCGAACCACUGCGUUUCGGGUCAUUUACGUGGCAAAGAAUACCAGGCUUUUGAGACAAAUUGACGGUGUCGCAAUCGGAACUCCAUUGAGCCCCAUUCUGGCACAUAUGUUUUUGGCUCAUCUUGAGGAAAAGGCGAGCAAAAUCCUCGAACGUUCACAACUUUACAAACGAUACGUUGAUCAUGUUCUAGUCAUCACAAUAAGUCUAGAAGAGACAACAUGGAUUAUGGAUAAACUCGAUCGCCUGCAUCCGAAUAUACGAUUUACGAUGGAAACAGAAAUCGAAGAUACACUGCACUUCCUCGACAUUAAAAUGACUAGGAAUAAUGAUGGAACAAUGGCCAGAUCUGUUUACCGAAAAGAAACCUGGACAGGCCAAUGCUUGCAAUUUGACAGCUUUGUGUCUGUGGAAUAUGAACGUGGUCUGGUCCGAACACUAUUUCAAACAGCACGACAUAUCUGCACAGAAGACAUGAUUGACAACGAACUACGACAGCUGAAAGAAUCUUUGACUAGAAACGCUUAUCCCGAUGCGUUUAUCGAAAAGCACAGCAAGCCUAAAUUGAUCAGACAAACGAAUUGUUCAGCAGAAAAACUACUAGUCACCAUUUGUCUUCCAUUCAUACGUGAUGACAUCAAUUGCUUGCUCAAACGACCACUUGGAUCAGCGCUUGCCCAAAACAAAUAUUAUGCACCUGACCUCAGAAUUAUUCAUCGAACGAUUGAGAUCCCCACACCCUCGGUGAAACAACGUCCACCAAUGUACACCAAAUCGAAUCUGAUUUACCAAUUUCAGUGUAGUUGCGGAGCAACGUACGUGGGUCGAACAGAGCGCCAGUUACGUAACCGAGUGAUUGAAUAUAUUCCAAAUUGGGUACAACGUUUUGUGAUGCAAUCAGGGUCAGAUCAAAGGCAUAAUGACAACGUUCGAAACCAUAAGAUCCCGUCGUCGGCUGUCGGCCGUCGCUCGUCAUCUUCUGAUGACGCAACAUCCAGCUGA
Messenger RNA from Fasciola hepatica (liver fluke), 4107 nucleotides. NCBI's taxonomy places the organism in Eukaryota, Metazoa, Platyhelminthes, Trematoda, Plagiorchiida, Fasciolidae. The record is from the annotation of a GenBank genome assembly.